Messenger RNA from Populus nigra (black poplar), 3089 nucleotides. Its product is annotated as protein CHROMATIN REMODELING 35. The transcript is spliced from 7 exons. The coding region runs from base 163 to 2742 and encodes 859 amino acids. Gene Ontology annotation, biological process: gene silencing by siRNA-directed DNA methylation. The record is from RefSeq and is a predicted model, not a curated record. NCBI's taxonomy places the organism in Eukaryota, Viridiplantae, Streptophyta, Magnoliopsida, Malpighiales, Salicaceae. Gene Ontology annotation, molecular function: ATP-dependent chromatin remodeler activity; ATP binding.
UAACUGUAAAAUAAAAUUAAAAACUCCACUCCCCCACAAAAAUAGAAAAAAGGAAAAAGGAAAACCCCAUCAUUCCUCCCUUCUUCUCCAGGCCCAUGAUUAAUUAGCUGCAGAUAUUUAGUUUGCAUUUAACUAAUCAAAGCUAAAACCCAGCGCUCUCUAAUGGAAACUCCACUGAACAUUUUGCCUCUAAAACGCGCAGCUCCAAACGAGUCGCGUUUUAAUGGAAAUAAGAGGAUGAAACAGAUGAAAGAAAAAGUAACGGAUUACUCUGAUCCAUUUGCAAUUCAUGGUUUGCUUGACCGGUUAGAUAGUGGGAGAUAUGGAAGUGUUACGGACGAUAUACGAUCACUUUUUAAUCGGAAAGCUCAAAUGAUUCAUACCUUUUUGGUUAUGUAUCCUGAGCUUGCGAAUGAGUCACGUGGUCGAGGGAUGAGUUUCAGUGAGGAAAAGUGUAAUGUGAUUGAUUUGGAUGAUGGUGAUGAUGAUGAGGGUGGUGGUGGAAAUGUUGCUGCGGGAAGAAUGCCGGUUGUGGUUAUUGAUUCCGAUGACGAAGUAGAGAGUAAUGAGAAUAGGAUGGCUGGGCAUUUUCAGGGGAUUGUUUUGCCGAAGCCCGAGGGGCAAUUUCUUACUGACCUUAUGUUUAGUGACCUUGCCGAGAGAAGAAUUCAUGGAGAGGUAGUAAGUCUUACUGGUGAACCUGACAUCACAAAAGAUAAAGGUGUUUAUGUUGGUGUAGAGGAGGAUGAAGUUGAUACAGGGAUUGAAGAUGAUGGCCUAGGAGAUAUUUGGAAAGAGAUGUCAUUCGCACUGGAAUCUUCCAAGGAUGUUGUUGAAAAUCCUCAACCUGAUGAAAACAUGGAAGAAGAUGAAGAUUAUUGCGACCACUCUUUUGUCUUGAAGGAUGAUAUUGGUUAUGUUUGUCGCAUAUGUGGGGUUAUUGAGAAAGCAAUUGAUACCAUAAUUGAGAUCCAGUUUAAUAAGGUCAAAAGGAAUACAAGGACGUACAUGUCUGAAUCCUGCAAUGCCAAGGACACAGAUUCAAAUGGGAUGGUUGGAGUUGAUUUGUUUGAAGAAGAUUUGACGCUAACUGACAUCCCUGCUCAUCCAAGGCACAUGAAGCAGAUGAAACCGCAUCAAGUGGAAGGUUUCAAUUUUCUUCGCAAUAAUUUGGUGGCAGAUAAUCCAGGGGGGUGCAUCUUGGCCCAUGCUCCUGGAUCUGGCAAGACAUUUAUGAUAAUCAGUUUCAUGCAAAGUUUCCUAGCCAAAUAUCCUCAUGCAAAACCAUUAGUGGUGCUUCCAAAAGGAAUAUUGUCUACAUGGAAAAAGGAGUUUCAGAUAUGGCAGAUUGAGGAUAUUCCACUUUAUGAUUUUUACUCUGUUAAAGCAGACAGUAGGCAUCAGCAAUUGGAGGUCUUAAAACAGUGGUUGGAGCAUAAGAGUAUCCUUUUCUUAGGGUACAAACAGUUCUCCUCUAUAAUCUGUGAUGAUGGGAAGAACCAGGUGUCAGUAACUUGCCAGGAGAUAUUGUUAAGGAGACCUUCAAUUCUAAUUUUGGACGAAGGGCACACUCCGAGGAAUGAGAAUACAGAUGUGUUGCAAUCUCUAGCCAAAGUGCAGACACCUCGUAAAGUUGUGCUUUCUGGAACCCUCUACCAAAAUCAUGUCAAGGAAGUGUUCAAUGUAUUGAAUCUAGUUCGUCCUAAGUUUCUGAGGAUGGAUACUUCCCGAGGUAUUGUCAAGCGCAUCUUGAGUAAAGUAAACAUUCCAGGUGCAAGGAAGCAAUUCAAAGCAGGUGCAGAUGCAGCUUUCUAUGAUCUGGUAGAGCACACCAUGCAGAAAGACCAAGAUUUUAAAAGGAAGGUGACUGUUAUACGAGAUCUGCGUGAGAUGACUAGCAAGGUUCUUCAUUAUUAUAAAGGAGAUUUCCUGGAUGAGCUUCCAGGACUGGUUGAUUUUACUGUAGUGCUGAAUCUCAGUUCCAAACAGAAGCACGAAGUGCAGAAGUUGAAGAAGUUUGCAGGGAAGUUCAAGAGAAGUUCUGUUGGGAGUGCUGUUUAUCUACACCCAAAGUUGCACUCCUUCUCUGAGAAUUCUGCUGUAACUGAUGAUAUGAUGGAUAACUUGUUAGAGACAUUAGAUGUGAGAGAUGGAGCCAAGGCGAAAUUCUUUCUCAAUAUAUUAAGCUUAUGCGAGUCAGCUGGGGAGAAGCUCCUGGUUUUCAGCCAGUACCUCACACCAUUGAAGUUCUUAGAAAGACUUGUGAUGAAAGUAAAGGGCUGGAUUCUGGGAAAAGAUAUCUUUGUGAUCUCAGGGGAAUCAAGUUCUGAUCAUCGUGAGUGGUCCAUGGACCGUUUCAAUAAUUCCAUAGAUGCUAAAGUUUUCUUCGGAUCUAUUAAGGCAUGUGGAGAAGGGAUAUCAUUGGUGGGGGCUUCUCGCAUAAUCAUCUUAGAUGUUCAUCUUAAUCCUUCAGUAACUCGCCAGGCAAUAGGACGUGCAUUCCGACCUGGGCAAACAAAGAAAGUGUAUGCAUAUAGGCUGGUUGCUGCCGAUUCACCAGAAGAGGAGGAUCAUACUACUUGCUUCAGGAAGGAAGCCAUUGCUAAAAUGUGGUUCGAGUGGAAUGAAUACUGUGGUUACCAGGAUUUUGAGGUGGAGACUGUUGAGUUGGAUGACAGUGGAGAUUGCUUCUUGGAAAGUUUGCUGGUGAGGGAUGAUGUAAGGCUUCUGUAUAAAAGGUAGGACCUGGGUUGACAGGGCUGAAGCGCUGGUCUAGGCUGAAAUAAAUUCCGACUUCUCUGACCCAGAAACUGUACAUUCUUUCCUGGUUCGUGGACAUAAAGCAAUGAAAGGCAUCUUGGAUGUUGCAAGCAAGAUUGACAACAGAUGCUCAGUUGUCAUUUUUGACUUUUUAUACCCAACUUUUAAAUCUUCAAGUGAAAGAACCUGCGGCAUACCUCCAGAAUUUUAACCUUUGUAAAUAUUCGUCAGUUUUUUGUCAUGGUUUUCCCGUCUAUGUGGUUGUAAGUGUACAGGGAACCAUGGCAGCAUGAAUGCUUGACAAAUAUGAAUUUGUUCGUCUUUAGUAA